Dermatophagoides farinae (American house dust mite) is the source of this 1695-nucleotide messenger RNA. The record is from RefSeq and is a predicted model, not a curated record. NCBI's taxonomy places the organism in Eukaryota, Metazoa, Arthropoda, Arachnida, Sarcoptiformes, Pyroglyphidae.
AUUCAUUCAUUCAUUGAAUCAUGUCAUGAGUGUUGAUUAAACAACAUUCAUUUAAUAAUAAUUUGACCAUGAUGGAACAUUCUGGCAAACCACGACAACAACCGCCACCGCUACCGCCAUCAUCAUCAACACAACAACAACAACAACAGCAGCAGCCAACAAAACCACGUAAACAUUCAACAAUAUCGAUAUUAUCAUCGGCAUCAUCACCUUUAUCAUCAAUGAUGUUACAGAUUGAUCCACGUUUAAUACCGAAAAGUUUAUUUAAAUUUCACAAGGCUGGAACGGAUGAUGAAAAAAUGGCAAUGCUUGAACGAUUCAAAAAUGAAGGAAUUGAUCCGAAAAAAUUGAAUGAUUCAAAAAAAUUACCACAUGUAUGGCGAUGGCUAGUAGAUGCUGAAAUCAAUUGUCAAUCAUUACGACAUCAAUUGGAAAAGAUGCGCAUACAACAUGAACAAGAGCUACAGGAAGUUGAACAUUAUGUUGGCCAUGUCUGGAAAUUAUCCAUGGAACGUUUGGAAACUUUACAGGAAGAAAAUGGAUUCCUACAUUCUAAACUUUUACAACAACAGCAGCAGCAACAACAGCAGCAACAACAACAACAUUCAAAUAGCAAUAAUAACAAUGAACAAUUAAAUCAUGAAGAUGAUGAUGACGGUGAUAAUGAUGAUGAUGAUGAAGAUUCAAAUGAUUUUUUUGCUAAAUAUCUUCGCCGUCAUGGUGGUUCCAAAAAACUAGUCAAUAAAAAUUCAAAACUUCAAUGUUCAUCAAGAACGAUGAUUUUAGGUGAUCAUCAUCAGAUGAUGACACAUUCACAUUCAACAUUAUCGUUUUUUGAUUGCCAUAAUUUAAAUGUGAUUAAUGAUGAUCAUAAUUUCUCAAGACGUCCAAGUCGUAGUUGUAUUGAUCUUGUCCAUUCUUUAUGCCAAAAUGAUAAUGAUGAUGAUUCUGGAAAAGAAUCGAACAAAAAUAAUGAUUGUAUUGGCUGCCAAAAAGCCAAUACACAAUUGAUCAGUUAUGAAAAUCGUAUCAAUGAUCUGCAACAACAAUUAUUUGAUCUAGAGGAAAAUAAUUCUGUAUUGAAAAAAUUGAAUCGUUGUAUUGAAAUUGAAAAUGAAAAUUUUGCCUAUAAACUUGCUGAAACAGAAUCUCAAAGUAAUCAAUUGGAACAACGAAUUUUAAUGUUAGAACAAGAGCUUAAAAUAAAUAACCAAAAAAGGUCUCGACCAAAUUCAUCAUCAUCAUCAUCAUCAUCUUCGGAUCCAAGUCAAUUGAAUCUAGUCGUUCGUGAACAAAAACGAUUAAUCGAUGAGUUAAAUGAAAAAACAAAAAGAUUGGAAGAAUCUUUAGAUGCUAAACGUUUAGAAUUGGAACAAAUGGAACAUAAUCUAUCCAGGCUACAACAGCAACAGCAGCAACCAGCAAAAGAAUCUAAUAGUUUAAAUUUUUCAUCAUCUUCAUGGCUAUUUCGAAAAAAUGAUCCUAAUAAUAAUCCUAAUCCUCAUCAUUCCACAAAUACAAAAGAAAUUGUUGUCCAACAUAGACAUACAUCCGAUUAUUAUGGAUCAAGUGAUGGUUUUGAAGAAAUUAAAUUGUGAUUCAUUCCUUUAUUCUCUACCUCUCUUAUUCCCUUUUUAUCGAAAAUGUAUUUUAAAUGAAGAAGAAAAAUUAAAAUUUUAUUUUAUUUUUUCUAUA